Laccaria bicolor S238N-H82 is the source of this 2010-nucleotide messenger RNA. RefSeq lists its product as uncharacterized. Lineage: Eukaryota; Fungi; Basidiomycota; Agaricomycetes; Agaricales; Hydnangiaceae. The transcript is spliced from 5 exons. Bases 1 to 2010 code for a protein of 669 amino acids. The record is from RefSeq and is a predicted model, not a curated record.
AUGCAGAGUUUUCACGUCUACUCACUUCCACCAGAACUUCUACACACACUCACCCCUAGAACCCUGCUAAAUCGACCACCCUCGCGAGCACCCACACCUGAGCCUGUCCUCCCUCCCGCGUCCACAAGCGGCUUGAGGGCCUGCAGCAUUUGCCUUGGGAUCACCUUUCGUGAUCUUGAUGAACAGCGAACACAUUUCCGUUCCGAUUGGCAUAGGUAUAACGUCAAGGUCCGCUUGAACGGUGGACAGCCAGUUACCGAGGCGAUUUUUGGGGAGCUCAUUGAUGCGCUGGAAGAUUCCAUAUCUGGCUCAGAGUCCUCUACAGAUGAAGAUGACGGCAACGACUCCGAUGCCGUCGACGCGCUAGUGAACAAAACGAAACGACUCAAUGCACGGCCUGAUUCUCCCGACUCCAUAUCGCAGAAUACACCGCAAACGGCAGUGACUUGGUUUCAUUCCCCACCCUCUACCCAACUGGGCAUAUAUCGCGCUCUAUUCCCCCUCCGCACAAAACCUGAAUCGUACUUAGACGAGCUGAGAGAGAUGCAAGCUCCCCAGUUGGAGGGAAGGACAUGGGCGAUGUUCAUGGUUGCUGGAGGGCAUUUUGCGGGUGCGUUGGUGCAGGUUAGCCAGCCCAAGGAUGAUGUAGAGGAGGAGGGGGCUCACGGUGAAGGAGAUACGACGGGGAAGGGGAGGAAGAAGAAAUUGAAGAAACCGAAGCCGGAAACGGAGGUUUUGAGGCAUAAGACGUUCCAUCGGUAUACCACACGGAGAAAGCAGGGUGGUUCUCAAUCGACGAAUGAUAACGCAAAAGGCAAUGCAAAGAGCGCUGGUGCUCAAUUGCGACGAUACGGAGAACAAGCUUUACGCGAGGACAUCAGAAAUCUACUAAAUGAAUGGGCUGAAGAUAUCGAGGGCUGCGAGAGGAUCUGGAUCCGCGCUAGCACCUCAAACCGCAAGAUCUUCCUCAAUUACGAGGAUGCCGUCAUAAAGAAAGGUGAUCCACGUUUACGUACUUUCCCGUUCCCUACACGUCGUCCUACACAAGCAGAACUUACUCGCUGUCUCGCGGAACUCACAAGAACCAAAGUAUCUCAUUUGACAGAAGAUGCUCUCCGCGCACAGGACGAAGCACACCUCGCCUCUCUCCUCCCUAAAACCCGACCACCUCCCGCUCCCUCCGCUCCCAUCGUCCCCGAAAAGCCAAAACAACCCAAGCUAAGCAAGGAAGAAGAGCUUCUCCGGGAAAAAUGGUCUCGUCUUCUAGAAAUGAUACAUAAAGGACGCUUGGAACCGCUCAAAGCGUUUUGGGAUCGAGAAAACGCCGCGUUGGGAGGAAACAUCGAUACACCCGUGCCCGAAUGGACCGGGGAACGCUGGGGCACGUUGCUCCAGGUGGGGACGCAGGCGGGACACGAGGACGUGACGCAGUGGUUGCUUGAAGAGGCUCGUGCGGACCCGACGAUCCCCGUGCCUUCAAAGUCCGGACAAGUUGACGUUGACGGAGAGGCGGAGGACGACGGUGGGGACACCUCUGACUCUCCGCGCAAGCUCAACACCGCCUCUGCCACCGGGCGCCGUACAGCUUACGACCUGGCGCGUACCAAACCCCUCCGGGACGUCUUCCGGCGAUGCGCAGCUGCCCACCCGGAGUGGUGGGACUGGCUUGGUUCGGCGCGCGUCCCGAGUGCGCUGAGCAAGGAGAUGGAGGAGGAACAGGAGGAGAAGAAGAAGGUCCGCCGGAAGGGGUUGAAGGAGCGUGUUAGGGAGCGGGAGGCCAAGGACCGGGAGAGGGAGACGGAGAGGCCAAAGACGCCGCCUGUGGUGGUUCAGACCAAGACUAAGGAAGAAAAAAAGCCUUCCUCUAUGGUUGCUAAUCGGCUUGGAGGGAAUGCUGGUGCGGCUGAUGCUGUUAUGGGUCUUACGCCUGAGAUGAGGGCCAAGGUUGAGAGGGAGAGACGGGCACGGGCCGCUGAGGCUCGUAUGAAGCUACUGGGGGCAACUUGGUGA